Arvicanthis niloticus (Nile rat) is the source of this 1744-nucleotide messenger RNA. RefSeq names its product transmembrane protein 178A (gene Tmem178a). Lineage: Eukaryota; Metazoa; Chordata; Mammalia; Rodentia; Muridae. Gene Ontology annotation, cellular component: endoplasmic reticulum membrane. The record is from RefSeq and is a predicted model, not a curated record. Gene Ontology annotation, biological process: regulation of cytosolic calcium ion concentration; negative regulation of osteoclast differentiation.
GGGAGAGUGCGGGGCAGGUGGCGGAGAGGGAGGGCGCUCGGCGGAGCGCCGAGGCCAAGUGCAUUGUGUCUGGCGGCGGCGAGCCCACCGGCGGCUGCUGCUGGCCGGGAAGCCAUGGAGCCACGGGCGCUCGUCACGGCGCUAAGCCUCGGCCUCAGCCUUUGCUCCCUGGGGCUGCUCGUCACGGCCAUCUUCACCGAUCACUGGUACGAGACCGACCCCCGGCGCCACAAGGAGAGCUGCGAGCGCAGCCGUGCGGGCGCCGACCCCCCGGAUCAGAAGAACCGCCUGAUGCCGCUGUCGCACCUGCCGCUGCGGGACUCGCCUCCCCUGGGGCGCCGGCUGCUCCCCGGCGGCCCCGGGCGCUCAGACCCUGAGUCCUGGCGCUCGCUGCUGGGGCUCGGCGGGUUGGACGCCGAGUGUGGCCGGCCGCUGUUCGCCACCUACUCCGGCCUCUGGAGGAAGUGCUACUUCCUGGGCAUCGACCGGGACAUAGACACCCUUAUCCUGAAAGGUAUUGCACAGCGAUGCACAGCAAUCAAGUACCACUUUUCUCAGCCAAUCCGCUUAAGAAACAUCCCUUUCAAUUUAACCAAGACAAUCCAGCAAGAUGAAUGGCACCUGCUUCAUCUAAGAAGAAUAACAGCUGGCUUCCUGGGCAUGGCGGUGGCUGUCCUGUUGUGUGGCUGCAUUGUGGCCACUGUCAGCUUCUUCUGGGAGGAAAGCCUGACCCAGCAUGUGGCUGGACUCCUAUUCCUCAUGACAGGGAUAUUUUGCACCAUCUCGCUCUGCACGUACGCCGCCAGUGUCUCCUAUGAUUUGAACCGGGUCCCGAAGCUAAUUUACAGCCUGCCUCAUGAUGUGGAACACGGCUACAGCUGGUCUAUCUUUUGUGCCUGGUGCAGCUUAGGUUUUAUUGUGGCAGCUGGAGGUCUCUGCAUCGCUUAUCCGUUUAUUAGCCGGACCAAGAUUGCACAUCUAAAGUCUGGCAGGGACUCCACGGUAUGACUGUCUGCACCGAAGAAGGCCCGGCUGCGGAACGGAGCGGGUCUGAGCUCCAUUAGGGGGCAGAACUGAGUUCACAUCAGGGUUCCAAGCACAAUGAGGUCUUUUACAUUCCAACCUGUUGCCUGCAGCCCUUUCCGGAUGACUGAUAGAAAAUCAUGCAGAACUUCCCAACCUUUCUAAGGACAAGACAGCAGUGGGUUCAAGUGCUUUAAAUGACUGUUUAUGCUUUGAUUGUGUGGAGUGAGGAACUCGCUGCAGGACAUUUGUGGGCAUCAGAAAAGAGGAACAGCGGUGGAAAAAAUUUGUAUGGUUUCCAUUUAUUUCAGAAAGUUUGUAUAUAACGAUUACCCGAGAGUCGUUUCUAUUUGCAAGAGGAUUCAUAACAAAACGAGUAUAAUUUUCUUGUCACUGUGCCAGGCUUGUUGGAUUUUAAUGCAGCAUCUUCAGAACUCGUCCUGAUGGCGUCUUGUUGUGUCAGCACCUGAUAUUUGUGCAUUAUUUGUGAAUGUUCCUUGUCACAAGAGGAUUCUCUUCUGCCGCCUUAUUACUUUUAAUGAAUUGAAGUCCACUCUCUGUCUUUGUACUGGAGUUCAAACGCAUAAGAAUGACAGACAGCCGUGUAAGAGCUGAUCCGGAACACUAUGCAGCAUCGUUUGAAGUCUUCUCUGUUGUUUGGCUUGCGUCUCUUUAUGUUAACUGGAUUUCUGCAUUAAAUGACUGCCCUCUUGUUAAUUUA